Messenger RNA from Formica exsecta, 6385 nucleotides. RefSeq names its product kinesin-like protein Klp10A (gene Klp10A). The coding region runs from base 149 to 3607 and encodes 1152 amino acids. Gene Ontology annotation, biological process: microtubule-based movement. NCBI's taxonomy places the organism in Eukaryota, Metazoa, Arthropoda, Insecta, Hymenoptera, Formicidae. Gene Ontology annotation, molecular function: microtubule binding; microtubule motor activity; ATP binding. The record is from RefSeq and is a predicted model, not a curated record. The transcript is spliced from 13 exons.
CGUGAAUGAUAAAAAAGUGAAGUGUCAUAAUAACUAAACAUAAAAAUUCGCUGUAUUAAUAGUAAUAUAAUUUGAGUAUUUUACAAAAUUCAAUUUUUUUUUACUAACUUCAGUAUCUUCUUUCUUACCAAUUUACUGUAAAUUCAAUAUGGAUUGGUUAUCUCUCUGCGUCUGUGGUACGAAGAGCAAUUUAAACAAUGAGAAGAAAGGCGAGAAAGGCAAAAAGAAUAAAAGCAAAAAAUCCAAGAAGCCAUCCAAGCAGAACAAAUCUCACAAAACGUCGUUGUCCUUUGUCGACGAUUCCUUCCGCAAAUUACAAGAUGAGCAAGUUGAGAAUGAAAUUAUUAAAAAAGAAUGGACGAACGGAAAAGUUAUUAAUUGUUUCGACGAUUGCGCGAAAAACCACGCCGACGCGAAUAAUUCAACCGAUUUGACAAAAAUUGACGAUUUGUCGAAUAAUCGCUGGUCUUGUCAAAUCAAUGACGAUCAUGACAACUUUGAGGAGUUUUGUAAGAAAUCUUCGGAAAAGAACGUGGACGAAUUUGAUCGGCAAACGCAUGAUUUUGAUUAUGACGACAAUGCGGUAUUGCAUUCAAGAUAUGCAUCGAACACAGUAGUGUUCGACGAAGAUCAUAAGCAGGUCAAGUGCAUCUCGGACAAAAAAGAACAUGAUGAAGAGGCAGAUUUGAACGAGUCCGUCUCGAGAUCGGUGACAUCUGGAGAACCCGAAGAUUGGAUAUCGGAAUUCGAGGAGAAACAGGGUAUGCUCGUAGAACCGGGCUUUAAUACAAAAUUCAAGGAAAGAACAUCGUCCAGAAUCAAUUUUUCUAGCGAAGAGCAAACGAAGUCGAAAACGAGAACUUCGUCAAAAGGAGAAUCCAGGAACAUUCUUCCACCGAUCAAAGGGAAGUCCUGCACCGAAUCGCGCAUGGAUAAUGAAGAAAUGCAAAGAAACUGCGGAGAGAUAAAUAAAUUUGGUUUUAAGAGAAGCGCGGCUUUUUGCGAACAAAGCAAUAUUCGGCGAAAAUUAAACUCAUGCAGUUUCGAGGUUCAAUCGUUCGAGAAUGAGGAGCGAAAUGGAAAUACUAAGAUUCGGGGUGACGGAUCCAUGAUACCUAGACUUACAUCCUCCAUGCAGCAGGGGAUGAAUUUAAUCAAGAGCGCAGGCGAUAAAAUGGAAAUUUUGCAAAACGGUCGCGUUCACUCGGCAGUCGUCUCCGGUGUCAAUUUAGAGCAGCGUACUGUAACUGUAGAAUGGUUCGAGAGAGGAGAAACCAAAGGCAAAGAGGUGGAAAUCGAUGCGAUUCUCGCCUUGAAUCGCGAUUUGAACCAAAAGAUGGGACCACCGCCACAGGUGAUGAACAAUCACAUGUUGGCGUCCUCGAAAGCAAGGGAGCCGGACUCCUCGGCUGAAGAGGACGAGGGGGUCGACGAGUCGGAGAACCAAGAGGAGGGCUCCCUCGGACGCCAUGGCGGUCACACCGCAAGAAACGGCCUCGCCUCCGCAACGCUUCCUGUACGAGUCACAUCUCGUCUCUCGCACUCCACCAGACCGUCUAUUCCAGUGAAAGCGAGUUCGAACAAACAAAUAACGCGACAGACGGGGCGUCCGACAAACAUAAUGUCGUCGACAACAUCGGUGAACGGUCACGGAGACUCGGUUUCCGGACUCACGGGACGUCGGGAGCUUGAAAACAUACCGCCAACACCGACGACAACAACGAUCGCGCAAUAUAAUCUAGCGACUCCGGCGCAAAAUAAACAGCAGAAACAAGCGCAGCAGCAGCAGCAGCAGCAACAACAACAGCAGUUGCAACAGCAGCAGCAACAAACCCAAGUAGAAAAUGGUCGUGGUAGGCGAUCCAACGUCGUCAAGGAGGUCGAGAGACUGAAGAAAAACAGAGAGGAAAGGAGACAACGGCAAGCAGAAUUAAAAGAAGCGAUGAUGAAUUUGGAUCCGGGCAAUCCAUAUUGGGAGUUUCUUGCCAUGAUAAGAGAAUAUCAAAACAGCAUAGAAUUCAAGCCAUUGCGGGAUAGCGACACCGUGGAGGAUCAUCAGAUCACUGUGUGCGUGCGGAAACGUCCGCUUAAUAAGAAGGAACACACGCGCAAGGAGAUCGACGUGAUCAGCGUGCCCAGCAAGGAUCAGAUGGUGGUGCACGAGCCCAAAUCCAAGGUCGACCUCACCAAGUAUCUCGAGAAUCAGAUCUUCAGAUUCGAUUACGCGUUCGACGAGACAUGUAACAACGAGAUAGUCUACAAAUACACAGCCAAGCCGCUAGUGCAAACAAUCUUCGAAGGCGGCAUGGCCACGUGCUUCGCAUACGGCCAGACCGGUAGUGGCAAGACUCAUACUAUGGGCGGCGAUUUUAACGGCAAAACGCAAGAUUGCAAGAAGGGCAUCUAUGCCAUGGUUGCAAAAGACGUGUUCAAGUGUCUGAAAUUGGCAAAAUAUCGGCCCUUGAAUUUGGUUAUUUCCGCUAGCUUCUUUGAGAUUUAUUCCGGCAAGGUGUUUGAUCUCUUAGCGGAUAAAGAAAAGCUGAGAGUUCUGGAAGACGGCAAACAGCAGGUGCAAAUAGUGGGAUUAACGGAAAAGGUCGUGGAGACUUGCGACGAAGUAUUAAAGUUAAUACAACACGGAAAUAGCGCCAGAACGAGCGGUCAGACGAGCGCUAAUUCCAAUUCUUCGAGAUCGCACGCGGUAUUCCAAAUAAUAGCGCGUAUGCCGGGUACACACAAGGUGCACGGAAAGUUUUCGCUUAUCGAUCUUGCUGGUAAUGAAAGGGGUGCUGACACGUCGUCCGCUAAUAGGCAAACUCGAAUGGAAGGUGCUGAGAUCAAUAAAUCUUUAUUAGCCUUAAAAGAAUGCAUACGCGCGUUAAGCCGUAAGGGUACGCAUUUGCCUUUUAGAGCAAGCAAACUGACUCAAGUGUUGAGGGACAGUUUCAUCGGUGAAAAAUCAAAAACGUGCAUGAUAGCGAUGAUUAGUCCUGGGAUGAGUUCCUGCGAGCAUUCGCUAAAUACAUUGAGAUAUGCUGAUCGAGUGAAGGAAUUGGCGGCGAACGAUCCUACAGAAAUAAAAGCCUCGCCGACAGAUGACGAUCGGGGCAUGAAGAUCGAGGAACAGGCAAACAACAGCGUUUUAUCGGAUAGCGAUCUAGCGCAGCUUCGAUCUCUCAACGAAGGUGAACUAUCGCAAGAUCUGUACACUUUUCACGAGGCAGUAUCUGCUCUGCAGAUGCUCGAAGAAGAAGUGUUAGAUACGCACAAGCUGGUCAUGGAUAAUACAACUAAAUUCCUUAACGACGCGCACAGUGUGUUCAGCGCGACUCACGAAGUGGAUUAUGACCAAGAAGAUUUGAGGCGGAAAAGAACAAAGUUUGAGUCACCCUACCUGAGGAGUUUCUCGUUGCGUAGACGUCUUAUAGAGAGAAAACUAUUUUCCGACGCAUAUGUCCAAAAAUGGGAGCAGUUGCUAAUACAGCAACGUGACAUCCUCAAUGCCGCGCUCGAUCAAGUCAGCCAAUUUCGCGGGCAGCUCUUACAGGAGGAACAAAUCAGUCAGAAGAUGACCCGAACGCGCAAUGUUUCAAUGCGGUACAAUUAAGAAUGAUACUCUAACGAUUGCGAAACGAAAAAAGACACAAAAAGUAAUUAUCUCUCUCUCAUCGAUGAGAAAAACCCGCUUCUUAUGUGUGUAUUGAUCUUUAUUUACAAGCGCGCGAAAAGCAAGUAUACAUGACACUAGUGCGACACAUGAAUAUAAAAUGUAACAAAACUCCGUCUUGCCUUCGAAAUUGCUAUGAAAGGUACAUCGACGAGAAAGCAAGGAGCUCGACUCGUAUAAAACUCACCCUAGCGAUCCUGUACUAUAUAACGAUUCUUCUCGAAUAAUUCUUUGAGUGAACAAACGACAGUGGAGAGAAUUCCGCAAGAAAGAGUAUAUAAAUAAGGAAAUGAAAUUGAAGUUUGCAUAAUAAAAUAAUAAAAAUAAUUUUUUGAGAAUCCGCAAAAAGAGAAAUCAAAUUUUUGUUUUUACGUAUUGGCUUUGUCCGUCGCAUCUCUGCGAGAAUUGGCCGGGAAUUUUCAGUCAGGAUUUCAUGUUUCUUUUAGUUUGAAAAGUUUAGUCGAAAAUUUUAAGUGACCUUGUGGAAUCGUUUGCAAAGGUACUUUAGACAUACACGAUCUUUUUAUUUUUAGAUAUACAGUAAACAAAGUUUUACCAGUAUGUAAUCACAUGUUUUUAAAACGAAUUCUUAAGCGUUUUACACAUUUUUGGGCCGCACUGAAACUAUCGUAGAAAUUUUAAGCCGUCGAUACGUACUCGUGUACACGAUUUGUCCGUCUUCGAAAUGCAAAAUACCAUCGCGAAUAAUAAUGCGUAAGAUAUGAAAUCAGAUCAACACACAGUUUUAGAAUAUAGAAUGCUAGGUGUAUUAUUACGGGGGACCUAGUUUAAUAUUGGACGAGCAGGAAAAGCCUUAGUAUGCCGAUUUGUCGAAAUAUAUAUAUUAUAUUUUAUACACUCAUCCACAUACGCAUAUACACAACAAAUACAAAUGCAUACAUAUACACGCGUAGUUAUCGACGACAUUCGUAAAUCAAAUAACAACUGAUUUGGAAAAAGAUAUAACUCUUAGCUCAUAAGAAACUGCACAGCGCGGCGCUCAUCCAAGUUCGGAUUUAAGUUUUUUAGUAUUAAUAUCGUCGACGGCACAUCAAACGGUCCUCUUUUUUUCUUACAUUAUUAAAAGUAUGAGAUUAAAAUCUUCAUUUGAUUUGUCAACGCAUACUCUUGUAUUUUCUUCCUCAUUCUACUGAAUCGCACAGAGUGAUUCUAACAUGCGUGUAAAAGCUUUACUGCGGAUACGUACAGCGGAAUACCGUAAUUUUUUAUCAUGAUUACAGCUUUAUUGAGGAAAAGUUUAUAAAUUUCACAUUCUAUCGAUAUACCGCUUUUUUUAACAGAAAUGAUCAAAUUUUGCUUUGUAAGAUAUAAAGUCAUAAAUUUUUGCCCCUCCCUGCUACCCCGUGUUUUGAUCUUUACAUACUUUAAAAUGCAUCAUGACAAUUAAUAUGGUGGUACAAUAUAAUAAUAUUAUUAUAUUUCAAAUGAUUAUAUAAAGAAGAAGAAAAUAUAUUUUGGCCAAAAAUAUAUCUUUUUUAAUAAAUUAUAAAAGCCAAAUUAAUAUCCACAAAGUAAAUGUUCAGCAUUUACGAAGAAAAAAUAGCAGUAAAUUUUUGAAAUAUUUUACUAAUUAUAUUUUUCAGUAUGUGUUAUAAUUCAACGUACAUAUUUACUAUGCCAUUGUAAUUGGAUAGAUGAAAUGGCUAGUGUAAUCGCGAAUUGUUAAAGGUAUUGUAUCACCAAGAUAAUUGUAAAGAAAUAUAUCUCGCUGCAGUCACACUAGACAAUAGGAAAUGAAAAGAAGUAAUAUAACGCGGAUCACAUAUAUAUAUACAUUGUAUAAUUCUAUCUUGAAAAUUUCAUUCUAAAUGCCCAUUUUCUUGUGUAUACGUAAAAUGCUCGUGGACUCGCGGUAAAACAAUCAUAUACGCCCAAUUUUGUAAACGUCUAGAACCAUUCUGAUUAUAAUUAGGAAAAUGUUACUCGAGAUAUCUCUCGAAAACUUAAAGAUAGAAUAAUAAAAUAACAAUAACACGGAGAUAGAAAUAACGGAGUAAUUCUGUGUUGAAAAAAAAAGAUACGAUUUAUAUAUAAAAAUAAAAUAUUGCAGCGCGAAGAAUGUUGUAAAGAAAUAGUUUGAAAUUACUGUUAAAUUAACGAGAUAGUUAUAUUUUCCGCCGACGGCAUUCUCUUUAAUUUUAUCUAAUCUUUAUUGAGAGUAUUAUGUAAUUUGAAGCUAUGACUCUCUGUAUUAGUAUCAUGCUUUAUUGAUUGAAAAGGUUCACGUUUUUCCUUACGUAUCCAAUGCUACGUUUCUCGAGGAUUGCUAAAAAUAUAUAGUCUUAAUUAAUAAACAUUAUCGAUGCAGUUUACGACGACUGCUGUAACUCAGGCAUAUAUCAGUAGUUCUAUAUUAUCGAGAUUCAUAUAAAUUUUGUCAUCUUUUUUCAUAUCAUGAAAAAAUCGCGUUUUAUCCUCUCGUGCGAGCGCGUGAAUAGUAUUUUUUAAGAGUAGUGAGAGACGAAUCUUAAUAUCCGAAAGAUGUUAAUAUACUUCUUAUUUUUUUAAUAAUCUAAUAAUUUACGCGGAAGGGAGGAGAUGAGUAAAUCAAACAAAUGUAUCCCUUCACUCUAUCUUUCCACUGUAUGUCGUACUUAAUCGAUUUCUGAACUAUUCUAAUUCGAUGUGCACAGAAAAAGAUUUUGGAUACGUAUGAGAGAUUUCACGUUGUUGCUUUAUGAAUGAAAUAAAUCAAAU